This is a messenger RNA of Magnolia sinica, 726 nucleotides long. RefSeq lists its product as uncharacterized. The transcript is spliced from 4 exons. The record is from RefSeq and is a predicted model, not a curated record. Lineage: Eukaryota; Viridiplantae; Streptophyta; Magnoliopsida; Magnoliales; Magnoliaceae. Gene Ontology annotation, molecular function: protein binding. The coding region runs from base 16 to 573 and encodes 185 amino acids. Gene Ontology annotation, biological process: signal transduction.
AUACAGGUGUUAGACAUGAGGCGCAUCAAACGCACGGCUAGGCGAUCGAUAGGUCCUAUGACUGAUGCGGGACCUAGCCAGACCCAGGCUACAACGGGUCCCUCUAGUGAUUCACAGGGUGCGAUAAAAAAGAGAGGCCACACACGAUGCCUCGAAGUUUGGAAGAUGCGUGAAGGACAACGCAUUACUAUUCCCAUCAAUACUAAAGGACAACCCGUUGGUGACAAUGUUAACAAGUUGACAAACUUCCUAGGGACUAUAGCACGCAAUGGGGAAUAUGCACCCCUUACAUUUACUGAUUGGAGGGCAGUGCCGAAUGAGAAGAAGGAUGAUAUGUUAGGACUUGUUAUGUCUAAGUUUGAGUUUGACGCGGAUGCAAAGAAGUGGGUGUUACAAUCAAUUGGUAGAAAAUGGAAGGAUUGGAAAGGUGAACUGAAAAAACUCUACUAUUCUCCUCAUGAGACUGACGAGGAGCGGCUUGCGAACCUUGAUGAGCGGGUCAAAGAGGAUCAGUGGAAGGCACUCAUUCAGUUUUGGAACUCUAAAGAAGGGAAUAGGGAUUGUCUUGAGUAAGGAUCCGCUCACAAAAGUAGGCGGGUUCCCACUUGGAAAUGGUUUUUGGGAAGUAUAUAUUCAGGUGGCAAUUGUACGUGAAGAGACUUUAAUGAGACCCUAUGGAUGAUACAGAACAAUUGGGGAUGCAGAUGGAACAAGUAUUUGUUGGCC